UUCCCAAGAUGCUGACCAGUUUGUCAAUGGAUGCCGCACAUGACUAGUUACCCGCACCGGGAGGCGCUUUUGUAGUGUGGUAGGAGUUUUCAAGUUCCAUGUCCUGUAGGUGGGCCGUGCGUCAGCUGAUGACGUUGGACAACAAAAAUGGCAGGAGGAAGCAGCAACUACUGGGAAGAUUUGCGAAAGCAGGCCAGGCAGCUGGAGAAUGAGUUGGACCUGAAGCUGGUGUCCUUCAGUAAACUGUGUACAAGCUACAGCAGUUCCAGAGAUGGCCGUCGAGGAGACAGCAACUCAGAUACUGCUCCCCUCCUCAACAACUCAACACAGGACAGAAUGUUUGAGACCAUGUCUGUGGAGAUUGAACAGCUGCUGGCCAAACUCACAGGUGUGAAUGACAAGAUGGCAGAGUACACCAGCACCCCGGGGGUGACGUCCCUUAACGCAGCACUGAUGCACACGCUCCAGAGACACAGAGACAUCUUGCAAGACUACACUCACGAAUUCCACAAAACCAAAGCCAACUUCCUUGCCAUCCGGGAGAGAGAAGAUUUGCUGGGGUCUGUCCGCAAAGACAUUGAGACAUACAAGAGUGGCUCAGGAGUGAACAACAGAAGAACAGAACUGUUUCUGAAGGAGCAUGAACACCUGAGAAAUUCAGACCGCCUGAUGGAUGACACAAUAAGUAUUGCCAUGGCGACCAAGGAGAACAUGACAUCCCAGAGAGGGCUAUUGAAGUCCAUACAGAGCAGAGUCAACACUCUGGCCAAUCGUUUCCCAGCCAUCAACAACCUCGUCCAGCGACUCAACCUGCGGAAGAGACGAGACUCCCUAAUCCUGGGCGGAGUCAUCGGCGUUUGCACCAUCCUUCUGCUGCUCUACGCCUUGCACUGAUGACGGACAGACCGGUCGAACAAUCGUUACUCUGCGUUUGUAACAUCGGAAUCAGAACUCUGGAGAAUGGGCUUCAGUGAUUGGAGGCUACUGGACAGACAGACACCCUCUUGGCCCAAUCGGUUAACAGGAUUGAUCGAUGCCAGCAUGGACUACCUGAUUUGUAUUUAGCAGUGGGAGGGAAGGAUAUGUGAGAUGGAGCAGCACCUUUUUCUUUUUUUUUUCCUUUUUAUCAAAAGUUUAUGUGCUGUUCAACUCUGGUUAAGGGAACAGAGACCAAAUGUACUGAUAUGACUAGAUUUUAAAGAAUUUUAUAUAUAUAUAAUUCUUUCAAAUCUAUUAGUACCUUGAGAUAGGCAAAAGUCAUAUAUAUAUAUAUAUAUAUAUAUAUAUAUAUAUAUAUAUAUAUAUAUAUAUAUAUAUAUAUAUAUACACUUGCUUCAAGGAGUUGAAUGCUCUGAAGACAGACGGUGGAAACGAAAGAGAGGGACUGUGUUGAUUUCUGUGAUGGAAGGAUUUUUAGUUGAAUGGUCCUUUUUCGUGAUGGGAUAUUCAGUAGGUUCAACAUCAUGGGCUGUACAUUGUGCAUUAUUAAUAAAUUAUUAAUUUACAUUAUGUGAUACUAGGCA
Molecule: messenger RNA, 1523 nt
Organism: Salmo salar (Atlantic salmon)
Lineage: Eukaryota; Metazoa; Chordata; Actinopteri; Salmoniformes; Salmonidae
Product: Golgi SNAP receptor complex member 1
Biological process (GO): vesicle fusion; endoplasmic reticulum to Golgi vesicle-mediated transport; inter-Golgi cisterna vesicle-mediated transport
Cellular component (GO): SNARE complex; Golgi medial cisterna; Golgi membrane
Molecular function (GO): SNAP receptor activity
Source: RefSeq, a predicted model, not a curated record